UCCAAUCGAUGACAAAAUAUAAACAUUGAUAUGUGUCUGCAGAUAACACAUUAAAGUUCUCUUCAAAAUUUAUAUUUGUUUGGAUUUUUCAAAGAUGGCUUCCGCAGGCAAGAAGGGAAAAAAAAAAAUAAAGGAACUGUUAUUUCGUUACAAUCGUUCCUCUCCAAUGGCGAUACCCCCCGUUGGAACUACACAAGUAGCGAAGAAAGUUCGCAAUUUGGAUGGUGAUGAGAGUGAUGACGGCAGCCACGCGGUUAUUUAUCAGUUGCCAACCGCCCCGCGAGCAAAUCGAAUACUUGAUGACGAUUCUAUUCCGCACAAACCGCCAUUCAUAGCAUACAUAAAUAAUUUACCAUUUGAUGCCAGCGAGGACGACAUUUACGAAUUCUUUGGCUCUAUUAAUCUAGCAUCUUUGAGGUUACCUCGUGAGGAUGGCGAGACUGGCCGGUCUCGAGGUUUUGGCUACGUUGAGCUUGAGAAUAGGGAGGACCUUAUACACGUGCUUAGCUUGCCGGAUCCUUCAAUCAAGGGACGCCGCAUUCGCAUUGAACUGUCUAAUGAAAAUGAUCAGCAAAAUCGUCGGCAACAAGGCAAUCGUCGUUUUGAAGGUUUUGGAAAUUCUAGUGAGAAUCGUGAUUCAGGAAAUUGGAGACGUGAUAGCCAAAACAAUGGGAGUGGAUUCGGAGGUGGUGGAGGAGGAUAUUCUGGAAACUAUGAUCGCGGUGGUUUUAAUCGGGAUAGAAAACCAAUUUCAGAAAGGGAUGAAAACAAUACUCCUGGCUCAUGGCGUACAAAUAGUCGGCAGCCGCCCACAGAUUAUUCGCCUCCUCGAAGAGAUCACCGCGAUCGGGAUCAAACCACUGACAAAUUUCGUAAUCGAAAUCAUGAUUACAACGAGGCUGCCGGAGCUGCCGAAGAAAGGCCAAAGCUAAAUUUAAAGCCUCGAACACUUCCGUUGCCGGAAUUAGUAACUAAACCAGAUCCUGAUAAUGAGCAAGAAAACGAAACUGAACUGCCGCAAAAAGUAAUAGGAGGUGGUUCCUCAUCCGUGAAUGUAUUUGGGUCAGCAAAACCUGUGGACACAGCUACAAGAGAAUUAGAGAUUGAAGAGCGUUUGGCAGAAGCUAGAAGGUUAGAAAAAUUUCGUCACGAUGAUGAAGAUGUCAAUGAACUGAAAAUUUCUGAAAUGCAAAUUGACAUACACGAUAAUGAAAAUGCCAAUGCAUCAAGUAGAAGUUGGCGUCGUACGCAAGACUCGUCGACAAAUUCUGAAGAUAAACAGUCUGUAGUGCUGGACGACAAACGACGUGACGAUCGAGAUUUUAAAAGAUUAAAUAAAUCGCGGGAUCGUAAUGACAGGUUUGAAAAUGUGAAAACAAAAAACUAUCAUGAUGGAAAAUCUAAAGAGGAUAAUAAAUAUAAAGGGGAUUAUCGAAAUGACCGACUUCAGCCCAAGAAUACAACUCUUCAGGCUGAACCUGUUUUGCAGUCUUCCAACAAAUAUUCAGGACUUGACGAUGAAUCAUCCGACUAAAAAUAUUUCUAUAUAUAACAAAAUAAAGAAAAAUUAACACAUUUUACGAGUAAAAAUAAAAUUCCAUAACUACAGAGAAAUAAAAAAA
This is a messenger RNA of Drosophila nasuta, 1622 nucleotides long. It is a transcript of the gene eIF4B, whose product is annotated as eukaryotic translation initiation factor 4B. Lineage: Eukaryota; Metazoa; Arthropoda; Insecta; Diptera; Drosophilidae. Bases 95 to 1534 code for a protein of 479 amino acids. The transcript is spliced from 5 exons. The record is from RefSeq and is a predicted model, not a curated record. Gene Ontology annotation, cellular component: nucleus. Gene Ontology annotation, molecular function: RNA binding.